AUGUCAGUGUGUCAGGACAAAACGCGCAACAGAACCUCUUCCCUAGCUCUCUGCGGCGGACUGGACCUCGCGCGAAGGGACCCUGCCGCGAUGGAUGCCGAGAACAGCGCCCGUCUCGGUCCGGAUCAAACCGUGGCGGAGUGUGAUGGACUUCCUCCAGAGGAAGAAGACGAUGAUGCACAGGGACUCUCGGAAACUUACACGAUACAAAGCCUUGACAUAUUAGAGGCAAUUCUCCACAUGGAAACUCGGAAACACCGCUGCAGACGGAGGCUUGGAGCGGUCGUGGCCAACAUCGAGAAACAGGCCACGUUGUUUCAGCAAUUGUGCUUCAAAACCCUGAAAGAGGCUCUCGUCUUCUUCCUUGUCACAAGAAAUGUGAGGCUGCUAAAUGGGCCCAAAGAGUUCGUCCCCCAAUGGCUCCAGCUCCUGACAGAAGUCCUCGAGGUGGAGAGAGCCACGAUCUUUUUGUGGGAUGCGAGGCGGGGCGAGUUGUAUUCGCGGUGCGCCACAGGGGGUCUCUCACAAGCCAUCCGCCUCAAGAGUGGCUCUGGUAUUGCCGGCUGCGUCUACGCAACCGGCCAGCCGGUGAUUGUGGAGAAAGCCUACUCCCACCCCAGAUUCAAUCCUAUCAUCGAUAAACGAACAAACUUCCGGACGAGGAACAUCUGCUGCGUUCCGCUUCGGCUCGGCGACAAGGUGAGAGACAAGUGCAUUCUGGAGCUCGGGGGGUUCAUCUAG
Neospora caninum is the source of this 741-nucleotide messenger RNA. RefSeq names its product 3'5'-cyclic nucleotide phosphodiesterase family protein, related. NCBI's taxonomy places the organism in Eukaryota, Apicomplexa, Conoidasida, Eucoccidiorida, Sarcocystidae. The coding region runs from base 1 to 741 and encodes 246 amino acids. The record is from RefSeq and is a predicted model, not a curated record. The transcript has 5 exons. Gene Ontology annotation, molecular function: protein binding.